Messenger RNA from Yamadazyma tenuis ATCC 10573, 2290 nucleotides. It is a transcript of the gene cut9, whose product is annotated as anaphase promoting complex subunit. Lineage: Eukaryota; Fungi; Ascomycota; Pichiomycetes; Serinales; Debaryomycetaceae. Gene Ontology annotation, biological process: anaphase-promoting complex-dependent catabolic process; protein ubiquitination; positive regulation of mitotic metaphase/anaphase transition. The record is from RefSeq and is a predicted model, not a curated record. Gene Ontology annotation, molecular function: protein binding. Gene Ontology annotation, cellular component: anaphase-promoting complex; cytoplasm.
CGAAACACUAAACAUUGUUUACGCACCCACAUUCGAUCUCUGGCAGAUUUCACCAUUGUGCUUGUGCUUACUUGAAUAUACCAGUAACCGCUCCAUUGAAAUAGAGACUUUCUUUUCGCCCCUGCUGUGUAUUGUCUCCAAAGAUGCCCCAGCCACAGAAGACCCCGUCUCAACACAACUCUACGUUAUACAUAUCACCACUCGUGAACAACCGCCAAAAUGAAGUGUUUGUGACUCCCCCCAACCCGGCAGCCAAGAUCUUUGGCAGUCCGGGGUCUGAGAACACGACUCUGUUCUUUAAUGUCGACAGGAACGUCACUAAUAACGGGAAUCAACUGAAAGACCUGCAACCACUCUCUCAGGCAGAGAAGUUAAGACUUUGGAGACACGACGCGUUGAUGCAACACCAGUACAAAACCGCUGAAUUCAUUGGCGACAAGGUGUUAGCAUUGACCAGCGACCCUAAUGAUGCUUUUUGGUUGGCACAGGUGUAUUUCAGUAGUGGCAAUUAUCUAAGGGCUAAGUCACUUUUAAUGUCCAAGCCUGAAUUCGAGAAGUCAGUUAGUUGUCGAUAUUUGGCAGCCUUUUGCUUGAUAAAAUUGGAGCUCUGGGAUGACGCGUUGGACUUGAUUGGAGAGUCCAAUCCUUUCCGCAGAGAUGAGCAGUACCAGAUACGAAACUCGGAUGGAGGAAUCAAGUUGGAAUCAUCGAUGUGCUAUCUUAGAGGCUUGAUAUUCGCCAACCAAAACAACUUCGAUAAAGCCAAGGAAGCAUAUAAAGAGGCAGUUUUUGUGGAUGUCAAGUGCUUUGAAGCAUUUAAUGAGUUGAUCACGAACAAUUUGAUGACCCCCAGUGAGGAAUGGGAGUUCAUCACUCAGUUAAACUACAGCGAUGCCGACAACAAUGACGAGUUGGUUAAGCUUCUAUACUCGUCUCGGUUGAGUAAAUAUUUUAACGUACAUAAGUUCGACGAAGCUGAAACAAUUUUGAAGCAAGACUAUGAUUUGGGAGACAACACGGAUAUCUUGUUGGCCAGAGCAGACUACUUGUAUGUUCAGUGUAACUUUGAUGAGUGUCUUAGUGUGUGUGAAAGAGUUCUUAGUAAGGACCAAUACAAUUUCAGUAUUCUCCCCAACUACCUCAGCUGCCUUCAUGAACUUGGAGGUAAAAAUAAACUCUUCCUCAAGGCCCACCAAUUGGCCGAAAGUCAUCCUACCGAUGCUAUGACCUGGUUGGCCAUCGGAGUAUACUACUUGUCUAUCAAUAAAAUCAUUGAAGCAAGAAGGUUUUUCAGUAAAGCUACCCUUUUAAAUCCUAAUUUUGGCCAAGCGUGGAUUGGCUUUGCUCACACGUUUGCUGCUGAAGGAGAACAUGAGCAAGCCAUUAGUGCAUAUGCAUUUGCAGCCAGAUUAUUCCCAGGCACCCAUUUACCCAACCUAUUUCUUGGAAUGCAGCACCUUCUAAUGGAUAACUUGAACUUGGCAGAAGAAUACUUGUCUACGUCGUAUCAAAUUUGCAACACUGACCCGCUCCUAUUGAACGAGUUGGGAGUGAUUCACUUCCACAAAAAUGAUUUGGUCAGAGCUGAAGCCUUCUUCAAAGAAGCAUUGACAGCCUCCAAGAAUUUAAAUUCUGAUUCCCAAACCUGGAUCUGCCUUCAUGCCAAUCUCGGCCAUGUUUACCGUAAGGCCAAUGAAUUACACAGGGCCCUUGAGUGCUACAACCAGGUAUUACGAAUCAGUGACAAAAACGACACAAACCUACUUGCAUCCAUCGGGUUGGUAUACCUCAAACUCGGAAACCACCUCAAGUCUAUCUCCUUCCUCCACGAUGCGUUGGCUAUCUCACCUUCGGACCCAGUUGCUACUGAUCUCUUGAAGAGAGCCCUAUCAUCCAAUCAGCACUACAGUAAGCCCUUCUUUGACUCUGCCUCGAAUAAGAUUCGCACCAUGAGGGCCAACUCCAUCUCCACCACCAGUCCUUCUAUGGAACCACAGAAAAAUGACGACUUGGAAGACGUAGGAGAUAUUGCCCGUAGCUUGAAGAUGGGAGAGGUAUCUAGUGAUGAGGAUGAAGAAGUAAUGGAUAUUGAAAGUGACUAAAAUCCGUAUUGUUCAUGUGAAUGUUCGUCUAUGACGACCCUAUUAUGUUCUUCACAUCUGUCUUAUCUGAAUGUCGCACCCUUUAUAUUUCAAUAGAGUUGGCAAUACGACGGUUCUUGGUUAACUAUGGUAAAUCAUUUUUCCACUCCAGCUACGCUAUGUACUGCUAAUACCAUGAUCUUUCAGUC